AAACACACAGCGGCUCUCCAGAAAUACAGCAGCAGCCGCCCUCACCGCUGACCUCGACGUAUCCCUUUCUGUUUAACGUCCCGCCUCGGGAGUCUUGAGACGGCCAGAUGGAUGGGUUGAGUGUGCAGACUCCGGUUUCAAGGAGUCCUCAGGUUUGAACGCGGUUGCUAAGGACUCCUGACUCCAUAGCAACAGCAGGAGAUUAGUGUGACACCAUCAACAGGCAGCAAGCCUCCAACCUGCUGUUGCUGCUGCUGCUGCUGCUGCUGCUGCAAGUUGAGAUGGUGUCUGGAAAACAAGGGAUUAAGUCCAGAUUUGAUCCAUCAAACAGAAUCUUGGAGCUGGCGCAGCACAAAACCUCAAAAACUGUUUGGGCCACAACUCCAUGUGAGAAGCUGAGCUGGGGCAACCAGGAGCCAAUAUGGCCCCUCUCCGCUUCUGCGCUCGGAGCCUUUCCGAGCACAAGAAUCCAAUACCUAGCCAGGCACAAAAGAGACACCUCAGCAAGGGAGGACCACCGGAGGAAGGAGAAGGAGGAGGAGGCGAGCUUUUCCAGGAAGACCCGACGUCCUUCCUCCAAGGCAUCCCAGUACGAGCACAUUGUCCGCUUGUCAACACCCAAACCCAGGAGCUGCAGCUCCCAGGAAGCAGGGCCUCCUCACACACUUCAGUGUGAGAAGAACUGUCCUAUUUGGCACGUCGAUCCCAGCGUGAAAACUGCUGUGAUCACACCGCGACUGCUGCAACUCUCCAACCCCAAACUGAACCAUCCACACUUCCUGGGCAACAGAGAGAGUGUUGCGUCCAUCGUUUCCUUGGCUUCCAAGACGGCUCAAAUCUCUCAACGACUGGUCCAGCUGUCGCUGCCCAGACUGAAGCAGAGCAACAUCUGCCAUAAGCUUGGACGCCCGGUGGAAUCAAUCUGGACUGUGUCAAAGUCAGCGAGGAGAGCCACAGCGAGUGCUCGUGUUGAAAUGCUGGCUACACCAAAACAGCUUUCCACGGACUACAUCCCUCCACGAGAACCAGAGUGGAGCCGAAACAACAUCCAGUCCACCUGAGCCUCCUUCAACAUCCCAGCCAAGUCAGCCCUCA
Perca flavescens (yellow perch) is the source of this 1095-nucleotide messenger RNA. It is a transcript of the gene spmap2l, whose product is annotated as sperm microtubule associated protein 2 like. The coding region runs from base 282 to 1061 and encodes 259 amino acids. The transcript has 8 exons. The record is from RefSeq and is a predicted model, not a curated record. Lineage: Eukaryota; Metazoa; Chordata; Actinopteri; Perciformes; Percidae.